AUGUCAUCGACAAAGAACCUCGUCGAAUUUCCCGACGUGGAGGCGAAGCUUCAGAAACCAUCCAAGCAAUCCGCGUUCGAGAAACAAAGAGCCGAAGCCGAAGCUAAAAAGGCCCGCGAGGCUGCCGAAACCGCCGCAGUGUACCAGGACUUUGUCAAGAGUUUCGAUCACGAUGAUGACGACGACCCGAGAACCGGCCGGUUUGGCUCGAUGCCCUCACAAAGACCCCAGCCCAAGGUCCCUGGGUUUGGCGGCGUUCCGUUGGGCGCACCUGCACCAUCCAAGCGACACUUUGGCGCAUCGAAUCCCAAGAGCGGCCCAGGUAGUCUAGGUCCUACUCCGAGCUUCAAGAGCGGCCCAGGAAGCUUGGGGCCUCCGCCAGGCUCGCUUGGACGGAAGAGAGGCUUCGACGCAUACCGACAGGAGAGGGAAAGAGAUGGCAGGCUCGGGUUCGAGGAAAGGGAGGAGCCGACUUCGGUCGCCAAGGUCUUCCACAACAGUGACGAUGAGGACGAAGGCAAAUCGGACUCGAGAGCUGAGGAAGUUGCAGUGGCCAGACCUACGUUGCGUCUUUCUCAGCUGCCGCCUGGAACAUCACCUGCUUUCAUCAAGUCAUUGAUCCCGACAAGCCUCAAUGUUGAACACGUCAAGAUUUUACCGCCUAUGGGACCUUCAGGCACGGAGAAAAAAUGCGCCGUGGCCAUUGUCACACUAUCGCCAGACACGCCGGCGACAGAUCUGGACGCAGUCGUAAGCUCGCUACAAAAUCGCUACUUAGGUUACGGUUGUUACCUAUCGUUGCACCGGCAUCUAUCCUCGACAGUCGCAACCGCAACGACAUCGACACUGGGUGGCACAUCUGCUGGAUCGCAACCUUUUGGUGCCAAGCCUGUGUCACAGCAGACAGCACCCGGUAAUGCGACAACACAGCAUGCCUUCCAUCGAGGGUUUGCGCCGCCAACCUCGUAUGCCCCAAAUAUUGGUGGAGCAAUUAAUCGGAGCACUAUUCUUCACGUGCCUGUCAAGCCCCCAAACGAUGUCAAGAUGGUACAACUUAUCAACAAGACCAUCGAAUCGGUUCUCGAGCACGGCGUGGAGUUUGAGGCUUUGCUAAUGAGCCGUUCAGAGGUUCAACGGGAGGCAAAAUGGGCUUGGAUCUGGGACGCUCGCAGCGAAGGAGGUAUCUGGUACCGAUGGCGCUUAUGGGAGAUCGUCACAGGAGCGUCUGCUCGGAGCAACAAGGGACGGUAUCUACCGCUCUUUGAUGGCAGCCACGCCUGGAAAGCUCCAGAGAAAGGUCUGCCGUUCGAGUUCGUCACAGAACUUGAUGAGUUCGUAUCCGAAUCGGAGUAUAACUCCUCAGACGACGAGGACUUUGACGGGGAGAACCGCGAGAAUCAGACUCAGGGGCCUGAAGCAGAGGCUACCUUCCUGAACCCCCUCGACAAAGCAAAGCUUACCCAUCUCUUAUCACGCUUGCCUACAACUUUAUCGAAAAUUCGGAAAGGAGAUGUCGCCCGAGUGACAGCUUUUGCCCUUACACACGCAAGCCGGGGUGCCAAAGAGGUCGUCGAUAUGAUCGUCUCGAACGUAGAAAAGCCCUUUGCACUGACGGCGGCCAACCCAGAGUUUCAGUCGAAUGGCAAAGAGAAGGGCAGACAAAGGGAUGAUUCAGAGCCGCCUGAAGCUGAGCCGGAAGAGAAAGCCGAGAAGGAGGGGCCCGAUACCAGCGGUGCAAGCCUUGUGGGACUAUACAUUGUCAGCGACGUGCUAUCGGCCUCCUCUAGUAGCGGUAUUCAGCGCGCUUGGCGGUAUCGACAGAUCUUCGAAGGAGCACUCAAAGAGCGCCAGACCUUUGAGGGUCUGGGGCUGAUGGCUGAGAAGCUAAACUGGGGCCGACUGCGGGCUGAGAAGUGGAAACGAAGCGUUGGUCUAGUCCUGAGCCUUUGGGAGGGUUGGUGUGUCUUUCCGACAGAGAGUCAGGAACUAUUUGCCAAAAGUUUCGAAAGCCCGCCAUCUUCAAAGACACAAGAGCAGAUUGAAGAUGACGCAGCCAAGAAGGGUAGAUGGAAGGUGGUCGAGAAGACCUCGAUGCCGGCCGCGGAUUUUGCCACAACGCGUACCCUUGACCAGAGAGCGCCAGAGCCAACAGCUGACAAGGAAGAGGAGGAUGUCGAAGGCGAACCAAUGGACGAGGAGGAUGUUGCCGGUGAACCCAUGGAAGAAGACGAUGUCAUGGGUGAACCAAUGAGCGAGGAGGAUGUGGAGGGUGAGCCCAUGGUGGAUGAUGAUGUCGAGGGGGAGCCGAUGGAAGAGGACGCAACCGAAACGGCAAAGGAUCAGUCACCAUUGGGCGAGGCCAGCAGCAAGGUAGAAGCAGCAGCAGCAGAGACCGCGGAGACUGACGACACACAUACUGCCGGACGUUUGCAAUUCUCAGCCCAGCCAAAGGGACAGCCUCGGAAACGGAUGAGAGCCGUGGACAUGUUUGCUGACUCUGGGGAUUCGGAUGAGGGCAACUAG
Molecule: messenger RNA, 2523 nt
Organism: Colletotrichum phormii
Lineage: Eukaryota; Fungi; Ascomycota; Sordariomycetes; Glomerellales; Glomerellaceae
Product: coatamer subunit protein
Exons: 1
Coding region: 1-2523 (840 amino acids)
Biological process (GO): RNA processing
Cellular component (GO): nucleus
Molecular function (GO): RNA binding
Source: RefSeq, a predicted model, not a curated record